Rhinichthys klamathensis goyatoka is the source of this 1555-nucleotide messenger RNA. RefSeq names its product excitatory amino acid transporter 1-like. NCBI's taxonomy places the organism in Eukaryota, Metazoa, Chordata, Actinopteri, Cypriniformes, Leuciscidae. Gene Ontology annotation, cellular component: plasma membrane. Gene Ontology annotation, molecular function: L-glutamate transmembrane transporter activity; glutamate:sodium symporter activity; neutral L-amino acid transmembrane transporter activity. Gene Ontology annotation, biological process: L-glutamate transmembrane transport. The record is from RefSeq and is a predicted model, not a curated record. The transcript is spliced from 9 exons. Bases 53 to 1540 code for a protein of 495 amino acids.
ACAGAGAAAUGUUUCCCAUGAAACACUCUUGGACCAUGUAUUAGAGCUGAUUAUGAAUGAGAAGCCUCCAAACAGCACCAGCCUGUUUCUGAGUGAAGAUUCUGAGAAGCCACAGCGUGCUGAGGAGGGGCUCCACCGUCUGUGUCGAGUAUUACAGAAGCAGAUGUCAGGAAGUAGGCGAAAGAUGGGCUGCAUCACACGAGACAGCGUCAAGACAUUCCUGCGAAGGAAUGCGUUUGUAAUCUUCACAGUGGCUGCUGUGGCUUUAGGGGUGGUGCUGGGUUUUGCCUUGAGACCUCAUAACCUGUCCAUCAGGGAGGUGAAGUAUUUCUCUUUCCCUGGAGAGCUGCUUAUGAGGAUGCUUCAAAUGCUUGUUCUACCCCUCAUCGUCUCCAGCCUUGUCACAGGAAUUUCCUCUUUGGACAGCAAGGCUUCUGGGAAGAUGGGAAUCCGGGCCAUUGUCUACUACAUGGUGACUACGCUUAUAGCAGUUUUCAUCGGUAUUGUCAUGGUGAUUAUUAUCAGGCCGGGUAAAGGCAGCAGGGAUAGGCCAGUGGCCUCUAGUGGCAGCAUUGAGCCAGUGCAGGCCGCUGAUGCGUUUCUGGACCUGAUAAGAAAUAUGUUUCCACCAAAUUUAGUUGAAGCCUGCUUUAAACAGUACAAAACACUAUACAAGAAAACUGUGCUGACAAAAAAUGUCACCAUCAUGGUCAAUGCGACAGACAGCAUCAACUCUACAGAUCUCAGCCAAGUAUCCAACUUCAGCACAAUCCUGCAGACCAUCCAGGAGACGGUGGAAGAGGUGGUUCCUGUCUCAGGUUCCUCAAAUGGGGUGAAUGCCUUGGGGUUGGUGGUCUUCUCCAUGUGCUUCGGAUUAGUGAUUGGAAACAUGAAACAGCAGGGCCAGGCUCUCCGGGACUUCUUUGACUGCCUGAACGAAGCUAUAAUGCGCUUGGUGGCCAUCAUUAUCUGGUACGCUCCGGUGGGUAUCCUCUUCCUGAUUGCAGGGAAGAUUGUAGAGAUGAAAGACCUUGCUCAGGUGGGCGGACAAUUAGGGAUGUACACGGUAUCUGUCAUUGUCGGGCUACUCAUCCACGGCCUGUUCGUUCUGCCUCUGCUCUUCUUUGUGGUGACCAAGAAGAACCCUUUCACCUUUAUUGCUGGGCUGCUACAGGCUCUGAUCACCGCUCUAGGCACCUCAUCCAGCUCUGCCACCCUGCCCAUCACUUUCCGUUGUCUUGAAGAAAACAACCAUGUGGACAAACGAGUGACACGUUUUGUGCUACCAGUUGGAGCCACAAUCAAUAUGGAUGGCACAGCUCUGUAUGAGGCAGUGGCGGCCAUUUUUAUUGCACAGGUCAAUGACAUGGACCUGAACUUUGGCCAGAUCCUCACCAUCAGUAUUACGGCGACUGCCGCUAGCAUCGGAGCAGCAGGCAUCCCUCAGGCUGGGCUGGUUACUAUGGUGAUAGUAUUGACAUCGGUGGGACUGCCCACAGAGGACAUUACACUGAUCAUCGCAGUGGACUGGUUCCUGUGAGUCUCUCUCAAAUGU